Aspergillus heteromorphus CBS 117.55 is the source of this 432-nucleotide messenger RNA. RefSeq lists its product as uncharacterized. The record is from RefSeq and is a predicted model, not a curated record. The coding region runs from base 67 to 324 and encodes 85 amino acids. Lineage: Eukaryota; Fungi; Ascomycota; Eurotiomycetes; Eurotiales; Aspergillaceae. The transcript has 3 exons.
AACCUUUACCCGUUUCCACCUUCUUCACCCAACCUCAUCGCCAAUAUCGGAGACACCCCUCCCCCCAUGAGCAGCCACGCAGGAUGCUCCCCAACACUACCUCCCACCUUCCCAUGCCGAUGGGACCACUGCAUGAGGGCCUUCAAGCGGAACGCCGAUCUCAGAAGACACGUCGUGACCGUCCAUGUAUCGCUCAGGGACCAGAGAUGCACGCUAUGCGACUAUAGCUCCCCGCGGCGAGAUCACCUGCAGGACCACCUGCGACGCGCGCAUGGGGUGGUGGUGCCUGUUCGCGCCCAGACUGGGAGGACUCCUAAACAAUAACCCAAAUCACAAUCCCAUACCCACCAAACCAGAUAUUUCUUUGCCGGCCCCAGAACAGAACAGCAUUACUUGCUAGGCGCAUAUGACCGAUCCCCUCACGCAUGCCAA